Rhizophagus irregularis DAOM 181602=DAOM 197198 is the source of this 1757-nucleotide messenger RNA. RefSeq lists its product as uncharacterized. The record is from RefSeq and is a predicted model, not a curated record. Lineage: Eukaryota; Fungi; Glomeromycota; Glomeromycetes; Glomerales; Glomeraceae.
AUGUCAUGUUCAAAAAUAUUUUCAGGAGAUUUGCCUGAAUUAACAUAUGAUAUUAUAAAAUAUUUUAAAAAUGAUUUUUCAACAUUACAUUCAUGUAUUUUAGUCAACAGAUUAUGGUGUCGUUUAGCGAUUCCAUUAUUAUGGGAAAAUCCAUUUUCAAUUUCUACAAAAAAUUAUAAUUUUAUUGAAUUUUACUUAAAUAAUUUAAAUAAUGAUUUAAGAUCAAAAUUAAAUGAAUAUAAAAUUAAUGAUAAUUUAUUACCAUCGAGUACACUUUUUAACUAUCCCAGUUUUAUAAAGUAUUUGAAUACGGGGAGUAUUUUUUAUUCUAUUAGUAAGUGGUUUGAUUCUUUAAAACCUGGAAGAAGAUAUUUUUUACUAGAUUCGGAUUCAGGUUCAGUACUUGAAUUUAAAAAAUUAAUUAGUAUGUUACUAUUUAAAUUGUUUAUUGAGAAUGAAGUGAAUUUACAUAUUUUUGAAAUUGAAGUUAUUAAUUAUUUACCUUUUGAUUUCUAUCUUGAUGAUAUUCUUGAAUUAAUAUUACAAAAUCAAAAUUUUAUCCAUAAUAUUAAAAAUUUUAAACUUUAUAUUAUGGUUGAUUAUUCAAUUGAUAAUAUUAAAAUUAAAUCGAUUAAUAAUCGUAUAUCAGAAAUGAUUUCUAAUUCACAUCAAAUUCUUAAAAGGGUUGUAAGGAUUGUAUUGAGUUAUAUAAGUUUUCCUAUAUAUCAAUCAUUAUUAUUAUCAAAUAAUUGUUCAAAUUCUUUAAAUACAAUCAUAUUUUAUCACAUCGAUUUUCAUGAUAUAAUCAAUUUAGAUAAAGUAUUUGAACAAUUUAAUGUUUUAGAAUCUGUUCAUAUAUUUAAAUGUUUUUCUUUAAAUAAUUUUACUCAACAAAUUAUUAAUUCAACUAAACCAUUUAAACUAAAAUCUUUUUUUUUAAGUGAGAUGAUAAAAAUUGAAUCAUUAGAAUUAUUAUUACAAAAAUCUUGUGAUUAUUUAGAGAAUUUUUGGUAUUUUUUUAUGUAUAAUGAUCAUGAUCUACAAUUAUUAGAAUUAAUUUUAAAAUAUUGCAAAAAUAUCAAAUUUCUUGAUUUAUAUAAUUUUAAAAAUCAGUUCAAUUAUUUAGUUUUGGAUUUAAUUGAAGAUAUGAGACAAAAACUUAAUUAUCUUACUAUUGAUAUACAUUAUUUUACUGAACCCAAUCCACUAAAAUUAGAAUAUUUAUGCUUGGAACUUAAUAUUUAUACAAAUGAUUUUGAAAUAUUCUUGAAAAAUUCUCAGUAUACUUUUAUUAACAAGUUAGUAAUCAAAAAUACUAGUGGAGAUCAUGACAAUAUGUUAUCCUGUAUAAAAGAAAAUAUUAUGAAAAAGAAAAGAGUCAAAUAUUUAGCUAUUAUGGAUGCAGUCUUUGAUGAAUAUAAUACUAUCUCUGAAAAUAUAGAUUUGUUUUCAUUGGAAAAUGAAGUGAAGGAAUUUGAGUUUUAUAAUAUUAUAGUUCGAGAAUAUAUUGAUCUGAAGUUUAAUUUGACUGACAUAAGUUUUGAAAAAAUUUAAAGUAGAUCAUAUAACUUUUGUUUUGAUUUAUAAUAAUUAUAUAUAUUAUUUUAAAAUUAGUAAUCUAAUAUGUAUUACUAGUUUAAAAGCAAAUAUAUAAUGUAAUAAUGCUUAUAAAAGUUUUAAUUAAAAUAAAUAUUCUUCAUAUGUUUAUUGCAUCCAGAAGUAUAUAAGAAUCGUUAUUAAAUCUUUAAUUAUUUUAC